This is a messenger RNA of Homarus americanus (American lobster), 2282 nucleotides long. RefSeq lists its product as uncharacterized. The coding region runs from base 339 to 1856 and encodes 505 amino acids. The record is from RefSeq and is a predicted model, not a curated record. Lineage: Eukaryota; Metazoa; Arthropoda; Malacostraca; Decapoda; Nephropidae. The transcript is spliced from 2 exons.
UAAUGGUGGGAGCGGCGGAUGUUUACUUUCUACAGCCAGUUGAAGUUCCGGCCUAGGGACGUCUUCCCUCACAUUCUGUACCUCGGAAACAAAGACUCCGGCUACUUACGAAUAUACCCCACAUCUUUAUCAUAAACCUGAAUAUUUGUUAAGUCAAGGAAAACCUACAAUGCUUGGAAGUUGAUCAACAUUUUCUACAUUCGUCACCAUCAUCACUGCAACUCUUCGAGAUAAUGCCAUCAUGUCAAGAGCACAGAGAAAAUUGGAGUCUCCAAUGUCCCAGCAUUUGGAGGCAGAAUUCUGUGUUUUAUUGAGUGAAUUGAUAGAUAUUGCCAGAGAUGCAUUUAAGUAUCAAAAUGAAACUUUUAUUAGCUGGUAUGGUAGUGGUAGUGGCCUUGACAACUGUCACAAUAUUGUUUUAUACAUUGCUCCUUGAUUCUGUGGAGCCUAUAACACCAAGACCAGUUACAUAUAAGGAAGCCAGACUAAAACAGUCCGAACAAUACCAGGUCGUUGUUGGGACAGCAAUUGGGUCUCAGUUUUAUACAUUAAAGGUCUAUAAUUGUUCUUCAUCUAAUGCUUCAUCAAUCAUGGUACAAUGGAAUAACAUUCAUUGGCAGAAAGUGGAAGAUAGACAGAUUUACUUGUAUCACUCCUUUUAUGAUGCUCGAUAUAUUGACUUUCAAGCUCGUUAUCACUAUGUUAGAAUAAUAGGAAUGACCCAGGGUAAGAUACAAAAAGAGGAAUCUUAUUUUUGUAGCAUGUGGUAUAUGGAGUUUCAGGAUCCAGUCGUAGUAAAAGCAGACACAUCUGAAGUUUGGAUGCAACAUUGGAAUCGCAACCCAGACCCAGAUACCUAUCACACUUACUUAUUCACUUGUCCUGUACCAUUAAGUAUGCGUGAUAGCCAUCUGUACCCAGAUUUUGUUUCUGUGUCUUCUCAACCAUGUGGUGAUAUUACUACAAAGCUACCUAUUCAAAAAAAAGGUUUUGCUGAAUGGCAAAAUGGAGGAGGAAAGAAAUUUGCAGUUUGUGUCAAGGGAAUGGAUUUUGAUGAAGACAUAUCGAUAAAACUAAUAGAGUGGUUAGAACUACUCUUUAUUCUUGGUGCAGAUCAAGUGUUUAUAUACAAAUAUACCAUUCACAAAAAUGUAGGUAAAGUUUUUGAUUAUUAUGAAAAGAAAGGGAAGGUGAAGGUCAUCUCUCUUACCUUACCAGGAGACCAACCAAAUGAGCCAAAGCUGCGUACUACAUACUUAAAAAGAGCACUGUGGCAGAAAAGGAGAAAUGAGCUUGUCCCGUAUAAUGACUGUUUGUAUAGAAAUAUAUAUUUGUUUAAAUAUGUUAUACCUUUAGAUAUAGAUGAAGUCAUUAUACCUGUAAAGUCCUAUACUUGGCCUGAGAUGUUCCUUGAAUUCCAGAAAAAGAAUUCUAAGGUUAUGAAAAAAUUUGCGUCAUUUUCUGCACCAAAUGCAUAUUUCUUUGAAGCCUUUAACUCUACACAUAAUCCAAGUGUUCCUAAAUAUUUCCACAUGCCACAUCAUACAAUUCGGAGUGCCAAUUUUAGCAUCUUUGGACAUUCUGUCAAAAGUUUUGUAUCAACCAGGAACUCUCGAACUGUCUUUAAUCACUACACAUUGGAGACUUUGUACUCUAACAUGAAAACAUACAAGGUGAUGAACACAUCUAUUGUACAGAUGAACCAUUACAAGAAGCGUUGUCCCCGAGAAAUAUAUAGUCAGUGCAAGAGCAAUUUUCUUGUUUUUAGUAAAAAUGAUAAUAUAAUCGAUAAAUAUAUAAAGGAGCUUGUGUAUAGAGUAGAAUCAGUAUUAGAAGAAAUUCAGUUAUCAGUUUAACCGAGGUAGAUUUUUUUUUACAGAUUAUUUACAAAAAGAUAAUUUAAAUACUGUACCAGUUGCCUGAAAAACGAGUUAAUGGUUUAGACAAAUUAAAAUAUUUGCCACUUCAUCUGUAGGUGUUUUUCUGAAGUAAGAAGAUACAGCUUACUGUAUCUACCUUUUCCUCUCUGUAUGUGAUGUACUGUACUGGCCUUGGGUAUUUCCUCCUCUACCAGUGCAGUAUUAUUUAAUUACUAGAUUCAGUGUCAGAACUAAUUAAUAUGCUUGUGCAUGGACUUGUUUUGCAUUAAAGUAUUAAGUUCUGUUCUGAAAAUUUCUUAGACAAGUUAUUGAUUUAAUACUACAGGUACUCCUCGACUUACGACCACCCGGACAUACGACCGCAGCAGUGAUAAAAUAUUUUUCAAAUUACGUAUUUUCGAG